AUGGAUAUUCACUGCAAAGCGGACCCCUUCACGGCGAUGCACUGGCACGGGGGUGUGAACCAGCUCGGCGGGGUGUUUGUGAACGGCAGACCCCUCCCGGACGUGGUCAGGCAGCGGAUAGUGGAGCUGGCCCACCAGGGCGUCCGGCCCUGCGACAUCUCCAGACAGCUGCGGGUCAGCCACGGCUGCGUCAGCAAGAUCCUGGGCAGAUACUACGAGACUGGCAGCAUCAAACCAGGGGUGAUCGGUGGGUCUAAACCGAAAGUGGCCACGCCAAAGGUGGUGGACAAAAUCGCAGACUACAAGAGACAGAACCCAACCAUGUUCGCCUGGGAGAUCAGAGACAGGCUCCUUGCAGAGGGCGUCUGCGACAACGACACGGUUCCCAGCGUCUCGUCCAUUAACAGGAUCAUACGAACAAAAGUCCAGCAGCCAUUCCAUCCAUCCCCUGAUGGGUCAUCUCUGUCGACACCAGGCCAUACUAUAGUACCAAGCACAACCUCUCCGCCUGUAACCAGCGCCUCCAACGACCCGGCAGGAUCCUACUCCAUCAAUGGGAUUCUGGGUAUUCCACGAUCCAAUGGUGAAAAGAGGAAAAGAGAUGAAGAUGGUUCAGAUGGUUCUGGCCCAAACAGUGAUUCUCAGGGUAGUGUGGAGAGUUUACGGAAACACCUUAGGGCAGAUGCCUUCACCCAGCAGCAGCUGGAAGCGCUGGACCGGGUCUUUGAACGUCCCUCGUACCCUGACGUCUUCCCUACAUCGGAGCACAUCAAACCUGAACAGGCUAAUGAGUACUCGCUCCCUGCCCUGAAUUCCAGCCUGGACGAAGUCAAGCCCAGUUUAUCUUCCAGCGUCCACCCAGACCUGGGCCCCAGCGUGUCGCAAAGCUACCCUGUAGUAUCAGGUCGGGAUAUGGCCAACACAACCUUACCUGGAUACCCCCCUCACGUUCCCCCCACAGGUCAGGGCAGCUACCCGACCUCAACGCUCGCUGGAAUGGUUCCUGGGAGUGAGUUUUCGGGGAACCCCUACAGUCACCCACAGUACACAACCUACAAUGACGCCUGGCGAUUCAGCAACCCAGCAUUACUAAUGCGGCAUCGAGAGGCUCCGCCCCUCCCACUGCUGCCACUGCCUAUGACCGUCACUAGUUACCAUGGAAACCAAAUCAACCUGCAGGACCAUGGCCUUAGCCUCCAUAUUGCCCCGGUGUGA
Molecule: messenger RNA, 1215 nt
Organism: Cyclopterus lumpus (lumpfish)
Lineage: Eukaryota; Metazoa; Chordata; Actinopteri; Perciformes; Cyclopteridae
Product: paired box protein Pax-2a-like
Exons: 11
Coding region: 1-1215 (404 amino acids)
Biological process (GO): anatomical structure development; regulation of transcription by RNA polymerase II
Molecular function (GO): RNA polymerase II cis-regulatory region sequence-specific DNA binding; DNA-binding transcription factor activity, RNA polymerase II-specific
Source: RefSeq, a predicted model, not a curated record